AUGUUGAAUCUAAUAUCACGUUGGUAUAUUUUCAAUUUAUUCAUAACAUCCAUUCUAGCAUUUGAUUUUGGAUUGGGACCCACAUAUUAUAAACAUGGAGAUAAAGUUGAUUUAUUAGUCAAUAAAAUAGAAUCUGAUACUACUCAAUUACCAUUUGCUUAUCAGAGUUUACCAUUUGUUUGUCCACCAAUUAAUGGUGCUAAACCGGUUCAUUUAUCAUUAGGAGAAUUACUUAAAGGUGAUAGAAUUUGGCAAAGUGGAUAUCAAUUACAAUUUGGAAUUGAUGUUCCUUGUAAUCGAUUAUGUGAUAUGGUACUUUCAACCAAUUCAAUUAAACGUGCAUCUGAUCUAAUUAAAGAAGGUUAUGUUGCUCAUUGGACAGUUGAUGGAUUACCUGGUGCCACAACUUUUGAAUCAAAUAAUCAUCGAAAUAAAUAUUAUGCAGCAGGAUUCCCCUUGGGAUUUGUUAAUCAUGAUGAUGGAAUGAGUUAUAUCUAUAAUCAUGUUAUGUUAGUGAUUAGAUAUCAUCGACAGAAAGAAAAUAACAAUAGAUAUACUAUUGUUGGGUUUGAAGUUUAUCCGAAAAGUGUAAUUGAUGAGCAAUGUCCUGGAUCCCUGAAAAAUUAUGAAAAUUUCCCUUUAUAUUAUUCUGUUGAUGAUAAAAAUCAAUUGAUUGAAAGUAAAACGAAAAUUGCUUAUACUUAUUCGGUUUAUUGGCGAGAAGAUAAUUCUAUUGAUUAUGAUUCUCGUUGGGAAUUAUAUUAUGAAAAUGAAACUAAUGGUACUCAUGUUCAUAUUCAUUGGAUAUCAUUUAUAAAUUCCAUUAUUCUUAUUUUUUUAGCAUCUUUGAUUGUUAUGAUUGUUUUAAUCAAAGUUUUGAAAAAAGAUAUUGCCAAUGGUGGAAGUGGGAAAAGUGAUAACACCAAUAGUGGUACUGUAUUACCUUUGACAAAUGAUAUUCCUAUGGAUAUAGAUGGUGGUGACUCAUCAUCAGCGAUUAAAAACAUUGGAUCUGGUUGGAAGAAUUUAAUUAAUGAAGUCAAUCAAAUUCCUCAUUAUCCAAUAUUUUUAACCACAUUAGUAUCAGCAGGUAUUCAAAUGGUGAUUGCUGCCAUGGGAGUAAUUAGUAUAUUAAUGAUAAAUUCAAUUGGAAUUAAAAAUAAUUUCUUUAAUAGUCAUCAAGGAGCAUUUUUCAGCCUUUCAAUAUUUUGUAUUAGUGUACUGGGAUCAAUAUCGUCAUAUUUUGGAAUAUUAUUACAUAAAUAUUUGCAUUAUGAUAAUUUAAAUCAACCUUAUAAUCAAUUGACAAUAAUUAAAUUAUCCCUUUUAUUUAGUGCUGCAUUACCAGCAUUUUUAUUCCUAAUUAUAUUUAUACUUAAUUUUUUUGUAUGGGCUAAAGAAUCUUCAGCAGCUUUACCAUUUGGAACCAUUGUGGUAUUUUUAUUAAUAUUUAUAUUGAUCCAAUGUCCAUUAGGUAUAAUUGGUGGUUAUUAUGCUAAUUAUUAUCACAAAUUUGAUAGAUUUCUUUUAACAUCGAAAACUCCUCCUCCACAAAGUCCCUUAUAUGAAAAAUCACUAUUAAAUCAUGGGGAAUACAAUUCCAGUGCCACUAAUAGCAAAUCUUCAAUAUUAUCAAAAAUAUUAAGUUAUAGUAAAACAAUAUUAGUUUAUGGAUUAAUACCUUUUGGUAUAGUUUAUGUUGAAUUAUUAUUUAUUUUCAAUUCCGUUUGGUUAGAAAAAACUACAUUUUAUUAUAUGUAUGGGUUUUUAUUUGUUACGACAUUAAUGUUAUUUAUUAUCAUUAUUGAAUCUACUAUAGUGGCCAUUUAUAUUUCAUUAGUGGUUUAUAAUGAUCCUAAUUGGAUAUGGUUAUCAUUUCAAGUUGGUUCAAGUAUUGGUUGGUAUAUUUAUGGUUAUUCAAUUUAUUAUUUUAUUAAAAUUUUAAAUGUUGAUGAUUUUGUUAGUGGAUUAUUAUAUUUUGUUUAUAUGGCAUUAGCUUCAUUAAUGAUUGGUAUAGCUUCAGGAUCCGUUAGUGUAUUAACUGGAUUGAUUUUCAUUAGAAAAAUUUAUGGAGCAAUAAAAGUUGAUUGA
Candida dubliniensis CD36 is the source of this 2091-nucleotide messenger RNA. RefSeq lists its product as uncharacterized. The record is from RefSeq and is a predicted model, not a curated record. The coding region runs from base 1 to 2091 and encodes 696 amino acids. Gene Ontology annotation, cellular component: membrane; Golgi apparatus. Gene Ontology annotation, biological process: vacuolar transport; protein localization to membrane. NCBI's taxonomy places the organism in Eukaryota, Fungi, Ascomycota, Pichiomycetes, Serinales, Debaryomycetaceae. The transcript has a single exon.